This is a messenger RNA of Fundulus heteroclitus (mummichog), 4176 nucleotides long. It is a transcript of the gene qsox2, whose product is annotated as quiescin Q6 sulfhydryl oxidase 2. The transcript is spliced from 12 exons. The record is from RefSeq and is a predicted model, not a curated record. Lineage: Eukaryota; Metazoa; Chordata; Actinopteri; Cyprinodontiformes; Fundulidae. Gene Ontology annotation, cellular component: Golgi membrane. Bases 123 to 2096 code for a protein of 657 amino acids. Gene Ontology annotation, molecular function: flavin-dependent sulfhydryl oxidase activity; protein disulfide isomerase activity. Gene Ontology annotation, biological process: protein folding.
GCUGUCUAGCCCCUCUCUGACUCUCCAGAGGCUACGUGCUGCUGCGCUCAUGUCUCCCCCGACCCAGCGUCUGGUUCUGGGUCGAAACUUUCCGGAUCUCUGACAGCCGGCGAACCUCUGAGAUGUUCCGUGUGUGGCUCCCGGCGGCGGCGCUCCUCUGGCUCUGCGGCGGCUCGCUGGGCGGCUCCGGGCGGCUGUACUCGGAGGAGGACCCGCUGGUGAUCCUGGGCAGCGGCAGCCUGAAGCCCACCGUCACCAACUCGUCCUCGGCCUGGCUGGUCCAGUUCUACUCGUCCUGGUGCGGACACUGCAUCCAGUACUCCAGCACCUGGAAGGCGCUGGCCCACGACGUCAAAGACUGGCACGAGGCCAUCGGCGUGGCCGUGUUGGACUGCGCUGACGAGGAGAACUUUGACGUCUGCAAAGAGUUCGGCAUCAAGUUCUACCCGACAUUCAAGUAUUUCCGGGCUCACAGUUUACCGACGGACACAGGGACGAUCUACAGAGGAGCGGACAGGGAGGUGCGUUCCAUCCGGCAGCUGAUGGUCAACAUCCUGCAGAACCACACAGAGCUGGACCGCCCCCACCGAUGCCCUCCAUUGGAGCCGUACAGCUCCGCCCAGCUGCUCCCCCUGCUGGGUCAAAGGUCAGAUCGCUACACCGCCGUCAUCGUGGAGGAGCCCGGGUCGUUCGUCGGCCGGGAGGUGAUCCUGGACCUGCUGCAGUACUCAGGUGUACAGGUGAGGCGAGCGCUGAGCUCUGAUCUCCCCCUGCUGGAAACACUGAACAUCGCAGCCUUCCCCUCCAUUUACCUGCUGCAUCCCAACGGCACGCAUGCUCACCUGCACAGCGAGAAGAGGCUGCGGUUCUUCUUCUCCUCGCUGCUCAGGACUCUGCCGGGGGUGCAGCGCCGCAGCGGUUCCGAGGCGGCCCAGACGGGGGCGCUGCAGGACAGCCGGACCUCAGAGCAGUGGAGGGACUUUGACAGGUCCAAGGUGUACACGGCGGACCUGGAGUCGGCGCUGCACUACCUGCUGAGGGUGGAGCUCGCCGCCCACACCACGCUGGAGGGCGAGGAGCUGAAGGUCUUCAAGGACUUCGUCACUCUGGCUGCCAAGCUCUAUCCAGGUGGAGGCUCCGUGGUGAAGCUGAUGGAGACGCUCUCUGAUUGGCUGCUCAGUCUGCCGCUGCAGCAGAUUCCCUACCAGGCCGUCCUGGACCUGGUGGACAACAAGAUGAAGAUCUCAGGUGUGUUCCUGGGGGCGGAGCUUCGCUGGGUGGGUUGCCAGGGCAGCAGGCCCGGGCUCCGCGGUUACCCGUGUUCCCUGUGGACUCUGUUCCACGUUCUGACCGUUCAGCACGAGGCCACGCCCACAGCGCUGGACAACACAGGUCUGGAGGACAAGGCUGCGCCGGUGCUGCAGGUGAUGCGUCGCUACAUUCGGACGUUCUUCGGCUGUAAGGAGUGCGGCCAGCACUUUGAGCAGGCGGCGGCCGCCAGCAUGGACGAGGUGAAGAGCGGCGAGGAGGAGGUGCUGUGGCUGUGGAAUCAGCACAACCGGGUCAACACUAGACUGGCUGGGUCUCUGAGCGACGACCCGCUCUUUCCCAAAGCCGCGUGGCCGAGCCCCGCCCUCUGCCCCGGCUGCCACGAGGAGAAGAACGGCGUCCACGUGUGGAACCGAGACAACGUCCUCCGGUUCCUCCGGCAUCACUACGGCGCCUCCAACCUGUCCCCCAGGUACUCCCUGAGUCCCCCGCAGCUCCCUGCCGCUCCUGGUCCCGCUCAGACCAGACCGCCUCAGGAGGAGCGCCCGGCUGCCGGCGGAGGAGAGAGGAGGGCCGAGGAGCAGCCGGAGCCUCGACCCGAGCUGCCGGCUCCGAGGCAGCAGGAGGAGGAGGAGAAGAAGAAGGAGGAGGUUCUGGGAAGAGGAGAAGGAGGAGUUUGGAUUCUGGGUCUGGGCUUCAACAGCGUCGACAUGAGUCUGUGCGUGGUUCUGUACGUCAGCUCCUGCCUCUUCCUCAUGCUCCUCUUCUUCUUCUUCAAAGUCCGGUCCAGGAGGUGGAAGCUGCGACACUCCCGGCUCUACGUUUGAUCCAGAACCGACCCGGUUUGUCUGCUUCACAACAGUGAACUGGACCAGACAUCGCUGAAUCGUUGUCUUAGCAGUGGAUCGUCCUGGUUCUGGGUUUUUCAGACUUUCUCCCCCCCCUAAACGGUUCUGUGAAGGAAACAUCUCAGAUGGAGCCUCGUCUUCUCCCGUCCUCCUUGAAGUGGCCUUUGAAACGUCUGGUCAGUGUUUCAGAACACAACCGGACCCGACCACAAUGGUUCCGGAUGUGUUAGUGACUUUAAAUGUUCCACUAGUUUCUCUUUUAAUUUAUUUUACACUGUGGUGAGAUUUAAUUAACACGUCAGACCUGAACUGGACUCGGUGCUGGGUUUUCCAGCAGAACCCUGAAUCUGAACUGGACCUCGGUCUGAGUUGACUUUGUGCCAAAUGUUUAACCUGCUGAUACACAGACCCACUCAGGCCCACCCACAGCCCUGCUGCCUGUUGUGAGGACCGGUUCCAGGACUCAUGAGGACUGAGGAAUUGGACCUUAGGUUAAGAUGGCCCAGCUUGGUUUGACGGUCAGGGGGUAGAACCGGCACCGUGUGGUUCCGGUCCCCGUAACGCUGGGUUUGUGUCAUGGGUCCGACUAUAGCAUAACAACCAGAACGUGUGUGUGUGAGAUGAAGUCGUGUAAAGCUCCUUAAAAGCCGACCCGACAGAAAAAAUGGUUUACAAUAAAAUCAUUAAUAAUGGAUAAAAUGAUAAAUAAAAGUUAGAAAUCUGGAAUAAAACGCCACGAUGCUGCUGAGCAUUAGAAGCCUUCCUGAAUAAAACCGGCUAACGCGGUCAGUGAUCCAGAGAGGAGCCGGUUCCUCGAGCCAAUGUUUAUCUUCAGUUCUCAGAACAUUCAACAGGAACCGCGUAGAUGACCUGAUUUAUGGAGCUGAUAAAAGCUCGUUUAACCUUCUCAAGGUCUUAACUUUAGCUCAAAGACCAGGUGGUAAAAGCUGGAUUUCAUGACUAAAUCAACUUGUUGGUUGAAUUUAAAAUCUUUGUCAAAAAUCACUCUCAGAUUUCUUAGUGUUGAUAAUUUUGAACGUCAUAGGUGGCAUUUUCUCAGCGAGCAGAAAGUAUUCAGUCUUUAAGGUUUGGUUCAACCAUCAUUUUACUGAAUGUGACUGUUAACUGGUUUUAAAGGCAAGUUAAUCUGUAGAUCCUCUGUAAAACAGCGGAAAUGCCAGCGGUGGUCGUUAUAAUCGCUCAGAGUGGCAGCAGACGGAGGCAGGAAAGCUGCGUUAUUAAUAAGUACCGGUCAGACGGGGUGUAAACUAAGCGCCGAGCCACAGGGACCGGUACCGAACAACGAUGGACUGGGUCAACGGCUGCUGGGAGGCCCGACAGCACCAGGACCACAGAACACCUGCCAUCAGCAGACAGCAAUGCCUCUAUGUACCUUUAGCAAGGCAGACUGAAGUUUUUCUGAAAUAUAAUUAUCUCCUAUAAAUUGUUUGUUUUUGCUAAAAUCUGAGAAAUGAGCAUAAACUGUUAGAUUUUGUUCAACCUGCUCAAAAACAGCUUAAACGGCGUUAACAGGUGUGCCGACAUGAAACCUACCUGAAGAUUUGGGCGGAUAAAACCCGCUGCUGUUGGUCAGGAUGCUCCACAGGAACAAUCUCUGCUUCUUCACCAGAGCUCUGGCUCUGAGCAGAUACCUGCAGGCCGUGGUUCAACCACAUCGACGAAAACAUGGACCUCACCUGUCCGUUCAGCCGCUCCAUGGUAGCGGUAGGCGUGGCGCCACCUGGAGGCCGCUAAGCUCAGUGAAUUAAAGCUUUUUGACAAGUUAAACGUUUCCACAGUUGAACAUUAAACUGUAAAAUAAGAGUAAACUCCUGAAACCGGUGUUUGUUAUUGGACAGGUGUGUAAUGUUUACUUUUCAGCGGCAGUCCUCUAGGUGGCGUGUUUCUGCAGAGAUGCUUUGAAAUGUUUUCCUCACUGACGGUUCUCACCUGGUGGUGAUUUUGAGCUGUUUCUCUGCUCAGUGGUUCACUCACACUUGUUUUUUCUGAUUAUUUCAAAUGUUUGUUGAUUGAUGUGUGAAUAAAUGUUGUAGCUGCA